CCCACCUGCCCUGCGGUCCUUGGAGGCAGCACAUAAACAUUUCGUAACUCAGCAUGGCCGCUCCGUUGGUCAGGAUCUUUUCUAAGUCUUGCAUCAGACAGAUCUCCCGACCAUGGGGGUCAUGCCAGGCUGGAUGGAGGGGCAUGUCCACCAGAUCUGCCCCAGACGUGGCUGCACACGAGGGGGCUGGGCUGGGCUCCUUCGCUCCCCUGCAGACAUACUCUGAGGAGGAGAACAUGAUGAGGGAGACAGUGAAAAAAUAUGCACAAGAGUGCAUCGCUCCAUUUGUGUCAAAGAUGGAUGAAAACGCUGUUAUGGAUGAGGAAGUGAUCAAAUCACUCUUUGAACAAGGCCUCAUGGGCAUCGAGAUCGACCCAGAAUACGGUGGCACCGGCACUUCCUUCUUCUCCUCCAUUCUGGUUAUCGAGGAGUUAGCGAAGGUGGAUCCAUCUGUGGCCGUUCUGUGUGACAUCCAGAACACACUGAUCAACACACUCUUCAUCAAACUGGGCACCCCAGCUCAGAAAGAGCAGUACCUCAGCCGACUGUCAACUGACAUGAUCGGAAGCUUCUGCCUUUCUGAAGCAGAGUCGGGGAGUGACGCCUUUUCUCUGAAGACACGUGCUGAGAAACACAAGGACUAUUUCAUCAUCAAUGGAUCCAAGAUGUGGAUCAGUAAUGCAGAGCACGCAGGUGUAUUCCUGGUGAUGGCCAAUGUGGACUUCUCUGCUGGAUACAAAGGUAUCACCUGCUUCAUCGUGGAUCGGGACACCGAGGGGCUCGAGAUCUGCAAAAAGGAGAACAAGCUCGGCCUGUGUGCGUCCUCUACCUGCCCGCUAAACUUUGACAAUGUCAAGGUGCCAGAGAAGAACAUUUUGGGACAGAUCGGUCACGGGUAUAAGUAUGCCAUCGGCAUGUUGAACGAGGGCCGGAUAGGAAUUGCAAGUCAGAUGCUUGGACUGGCACAGGGCUGCUUCGACCACACCAUUCCUUACACAAGACAGAGGGUACAGUUCGGACAACGUAUCUUUGAUUUCCAGGGCAUGCAGCACCAAAUUUCACAUGUAGCGACGCAGAUCGAAGCUGCACGGCUGCUGACGUACAACGCUGCACGUCUGAAGCAAGCCGGGAGACCUUUCAUUAAGGAGGCCUGCAUGGCUAAAUACUUCACUGCAGAGGUUGCAACACUAACCACAUCGAAGUGCAUCGAAUGGAUGGGAGGGGUCGGCUUCACUAAAGACUACCCCAUAGAGAAAUACUACAGAGACUGUAAAAUUGGCACCAUUUAUGAGGGCACGACGAAUGUUCAGCUUUCCAGUAUAGCCAAGUUCAUCGAUAAGGAGUACGACCACUAAACACUUCCAUCGGGAACGAGAACAAAUGCACUCUGCUGCUUUACACUCCAUAUCUUUUUUUAAAUAUGACUUUGGUGGGGUUAUUGCAGCAGCUGUGAAACGCUGUACCACUGCUUUCAUAGAGUUUCUUACAGUUACAACCUGUACACUUGUAAAGUAGAUCCCACUACUGCUGUUACUGAUGAAGUUAUAGUUCUCCUGCUUUGGGGUUGAACUUUUAAUGUUCCACUUGCCUUCUGUCAUUUAUUAGUUUUUAAAUAUGACAGUGUUCUUCAAUUGUACAUCUCUACAACUUUCCUCUUGGCCUCAUUUUUCUUCUGUUUACUGAGAUGUCAUGAUCAAUGAUUUCAGAAUGACUAUCUGUGUGUAGCAAUAUGAGAAUAGAUAAAGAUAUUAUUUUGGAAUUUAAUAUUUCAGUGCUUUCAGGAGGUUGGCUAUGACUCACAUCAGACAUCACAGUGCAUUGUUUUUGCAGGAUACUGCAAUGUAACACUUUCAUGCUUCGUAAAUACUGUUCAGUUCUUUGCUGUGAAAAUAAGACAAGGAAUCAAGUGUAAAGAGUGAUCUAUCAAAAUCAAUAAAUUUGUAAUAUGCUGUGAA
Messenger RNA from Paralichthys olivaceus (Japanese flounder), 1955 nucleotides. It is a transcript of the gene acadsb, whose product is annotated as acyl-CoA dehydrogenase short/branched chain. Gene Ontology annotation, molecular function: flavin adenine dinucleotide binding; acyl-CoA dehydrogenase activity. Lineage: Eukaryota; Metazoa; Chordata; Actinopteri; Pleuronectiformes; Paralichthyidae. The record is from RefSeq and is a predicted model, not a curated record. Gene Ontology annotation, cellular component: mitochondrion.